ACUGAAUUUUGGAACUGAAAUUGAAUGAAACCACUUCAGCUGAGGAUGGAUGUGAGGGACUCUGAGGAGGACAGAGAACCGGCACUUCUCUCAUUCUAUAAACAGCAACAAGAAUGGGCAUGUCCACUUCAUUGUACCCUUGAUGGUGAUGCUGCUGUUGGACAAGGGGUGAUGCGGUACUUUGUGACAACAAUAAUAUCCAAACUCCAGUUUGGAUUCAGAGUAGAUCUUGGAGGAAUUAGUCGAACACUGCUAUUUGAAGGGUGAACCGGACCAUCUGGUCCCAGCAACAUCAGAGGUACUUAUCGAGAGCAGCCUCUUCCGGGUUGCAGGAAGGAUGUUGGCCCACACCUUUUUGCAUGAUGGUCCCCGUGUCACAGGAUUAAGUCCUGCAAUAAUUCACGUGCUGUUUAAUGGUGACCCGGAAUUGGCAACUAUUGUUAUAGAAGACUGUCCUGAUCUGCACAUCAGGAGCAUCAUACAAAUGCUUGAACUCGAAGAACUUACUCAGGAACAGCAAGACACUGUCUCUGAUCGUUCCCUGUCUUGGGAUUUCCCAGCAGUAAAUAAAACAAAUCGGAGAUGGCUGCAUAACAAACUUCUAGUGCAUGCGGUUAUUGGGAGAACCAUGCGCCAACUCAAACAGCUGAGAAAGGGAAUCAAAGAUGUCAUGGUAUGGCCCCUGCUGACAAGUAGGCCAGAUGUUGUCCCGCUUCUUUUCCCACGAAUGGCAGAAAUGCAGUUCACACCACAGAUGGUAAUAGACAAAAUCACAUGGCCAGCUCAGGAUAGUGAUGAAGAUGAGGAAUUUGAUGUUGAGUCUAUGUGCCGCAUCACUGGAUUUCUACGGAUCUUCAUUGAAACGGCUUCAUCAAGUAGACUGGCCCAACUGAUGAAAUUCUGGGUUGGCUGGGAGAUGCUUCCUCCUGAACUCAAUGUGGAGAUCUCUGGGGGCACCUUUCCAACAGCCUCUACGUGUUUUGAAAUGCUAAAGCUGCCAGCUCGUUUCCAGACAUACCAAGACUUCGAGGAAGCACUUAUUUCUGCAAUAAAUAGUGCACAUACAGGUUUUGGACUGGUUUAAGAAUUUUCAGGCUGAAAAUUCGCCAUGGUUCAA
Molecule: messenger RNA, 1117 nt
Organism: Oreochromis niloticus (Nile tilapia)
Lineage: Eukaryota; Metazoa; Chordata; Actinopteri; Cichliformes; Cichlidae
Exons: 8
Coding region: 338-1084 (248 amino acids)
Molecular function (GO): ubiquitin-protein transferase activity
Source: RefSeq, a predicted model, not a curated record